This is a messenger RNA of Carassius carassius (crucian carp), 2395 nucleotides long. Its product is annotated as protransforming growth factor alpha-like. Gene Ontology annotation, biological process: positive regulation of mitotic nuclear division; positive regulation of cell population proliferation; epidermal growth factor receptor signaling pathway. Bases 493 to 1125 code for a protein of 210 amino acids. Lineage: Eukaryota; Metazoa; Chordata; Actinopteri; Cypriniformes; Cyprinidae. The transcript is spliced from 8 exons. The record is from RefSeq and is a predicted model, not a curated record.
GCACGCGCUCACAACAGAAGGAUGUCAAUGGUGUGGAGAGGGUUCUGUGCUAGGAGUGAUUAAGGAGUGUAUUAGUAACGGGGUUUUGUAGUUAACAAUGAUUUAUUAUCUUUAUCGUGAUAGUGAAUUAAAACUAAAUAUAUAGUUAGGGCUUCAUAUGACAUCAGUGGUAAGACGGCGUUGCUCAAGUUUGACGUCAAGUUCAAAAUACCUGAGUUGACACAUGGCGUCUUUUGUCGAGUAGGACACAUGAAGCUAUGAAGAAAGACAUACACAGUUUUACUAUGGAAGUCAGUUUUCUAACCUGUGCAACGGCUAUCAAUAAUAUUGGACAAAUCUAAAGAAUACGAGCGUGCCUUCAUCUAUGUUGACAAAGAUAAAUUAUAUAAAAUAAGAGACGACGCUGCAAAUCCUCCAACAACAAGUGAUUGAAACGCCUUAUAAUGAUGUAUCGUGCUUUUUGGGAUACAAUAUUCCUUCUCACCGUGUGUGAUGCUGUUGUUCCGCUGUUUUCUCAUUGCUGUAACGGUCAUGAGUCUGGCAAUUUUUGACUUUGUUGGAUCCUCAUUUUCACAUUUGGGCUCCCUUUUUACAUAUGGGCAGGUGCAAGAGGAUUCUACCUCAACAAUGACCAUUGCAACCACCACCACAACAACUUCUACCACUACCACAACCACCACCACCAGCACGACGACAACCACUACUACUACACGUGUCAAAAAAUUUAUAGCAGCCGCUGUCCACUCUCACUUCGAUGACUGCCCGGACUCCCACAGCCACUUCUGUUUUCAUGGCACAUGCCGCUUUCUCGUACUGGAGGAAACACCUGCAUGUGUAUGUAAUCCUGGCUUUGUGGGUAUGCGAUGCGAACAUGCAGAUCUCUUGGCUGUGGUGGCGUCUAACCACAGGCAGCAGACUGUGGCCACCAUGCUGGUGUUCUGUGUGGUGGGCAGUGUUCUACUCAUGCUGCUCUGCACUUUACUAAAUUGUUGGUGGAGACGGGGUGGUUGUGGGCGAGGUAACACCAUUUCAUGUUGGUCGGAGAAGCCUAGGAGUAUUUUGACGGGUGGGACGUCCUGCUGUCACUCAGAAACAGAAAAUGUUCCUUAUGCACAAGUGGUUUGACCUGCGUUUUCUGGAGCUCACGCAGGUGCUCUCUUAAAAAUGAGACCACAAAAUCUUCCAUCUUACUCCUGGACUUCACUAUGACUACGUUUCUCAGACUGGCACAGCUAGUAAGCGCAGCACGUAUUGAGAGCAUUUCGAUGUGGGCAGUGGGUGAACUCAUUCAAACAUGGAACUUUACAUUCAGACAGACUGUGUCAUUCCAAAAAGGAUAUUUUUGCAACAACAACAGCAAUGACAAGAGUUAAAGAUAGAGCUCAAAAAUGGAGAAACUCUGAAAGAAGCACUCAGAACAAGCUAGAUGGAGCUCAACUACAGGAUCCAGUGAUGUAAAGACAGGGCCAUUUCGAAUAAGAUACAGAUUGAUGGCCACAAAAACUGAUCUGAAACUGAAAACUAUGGUUUUAAAGAAAUCAUUCUUACUAACAGAGCUUAUCUUAAAGCUAUAAAUAUCGUGACUGAUGUAUAAGACAACAUUUUCCCAGUUUUUGUCUUUUUAAAAUACGUUUAUUAUAAGCAAAACACUUUGGUAUUGCAUUAAUGGGAUGUGAGAUUCACUAAAACGUAGUUUAAUAUAUACUUUUUAACAGGGAUAUAAUAUUUUCUGUAUCACGUUAAUGGAUAAAGAAUGGGAGAUAACAUUUAAGUCAGUCAGGUAGCAUAGUAAUAUUAAAACUACUACGGACUCUUUUGCCAAUUUAUUUUUAGCUUGAUCUCCUUAUAAUGUUGAUUAAAAACAUCGUAAUCUUUCAUAUAUUAACAGCAAACAUGAGGCACUUUAGCUGGCUCUGAGGGACAAAUAAUAUAUUUUACAAAUUAUAACACUUUUAAUUAUUUUUGUUUUUUAAUAAGAAAUAUUGGAAAUGUAUGGGUGGGGGGGGGCAAUCACAAUUUUGACAUGUAACUUAGUUAUGCAUAGAUUCUCAAAUCCAACACUAUUUUCUUCAUGCACAAAAAGUGCUUGUUCAUAUAAUGUGCUAUCAAAGUUAUGUCAACAUCAGUUGGAUAAAUGGUUUGUAAACGGAGCCUCAGUAUGUUCACUAUUUUUAGUCACGGUAUGACGUCACAUAACAUCUGCAUGUUCACAUAUGGUAUGAUUGGAUGCAUGUUUGUCUGAUCACAUAAUUACUUAUUUCACUGUGCACUUGUGUGAUGUACAUUUCAAACACAUUGUGAAUACAGUCAACUUUAGGUCUACACUUGGGUUUUCCAUGAUUGAUGUUUGUGGAAUAACUCACUUGAGGAAUAAAACACUUCACUGUAUCCUAAA